Molecule: messenger RNA, 1002 nt
Organism: Uncinocarpus reesii 1704
Lineage: Eukaryota; Fungi; Ascomycota; Eurotiomycetes; Onygenales; Onygenaceae
Exons: 9
Coding region: 1-1002 (333 amino acids)
Molecular function (GO): methyltransferase activity
Source: RefSeq, a predicted model, not a curated record
AUGGCCGAAUCCACUGGGAACGUCGGCCAAGCUGUGGAUGAUCAUCUGGAGGUCGACUCUCAGGCUACUGAGAACGACUCCAUCUACGGAUCCGAACUUUCCGGCUACACGGCUUCGCUUACUUCUUCUGUCGUCAACUAUCGACAAGAGAAUGGCCGCCGGUAUCAUGGCUACCGUGACGGGAAUUAUCUCCUCCCAAACGAUGAAGAAGAGGCCGACCGGCUGGAUAUGAUUCACCACAUGAUGUUGGCGAUUAUGAAGGACAAACUGUUUCUCGCACCACUAAAUCCUGGGCUGCAGAAGGCUAUGGACCUUGGAACCGGCACAGGCAUAUGGGCGAUUGACUUUGCCGACCAGUUCCCGUCCGCAGAGGUUAUUGGAAAUGACCUGAGUCCUACCCAACCCUCCCUUGUCCCUCCUAAUCUUCGAUUUAUUGUUGAAGAUUUCGAAGACGAAUGGGUUUAUCCUUCCAACCAUUUCGAUUUUAUUCACGGCCGCUUUUUAGCUGGAUCAGUUAAAGACUACGCUGGGCUAAUCAAACAAUGUUACAAGCACACUGCCCCCGGGCAAUGGGUCGAAUUUCAAGAUUGGGAUCCCAACCCUUACUCGGAAGAUGGAUCUCUGAAAGGAGCCGCGCUCGAGAAGUACUAUGAUCUCGUCGUCGAACCGUUCCUGAAGACCGGGUAUGUGGCAAAUGCUGGGCCGCACCUUGAACGGUGGCUUCGGGAAGCUGGCUUCAAGGAUAUUUGUGUUCAAAAACACAUCGUCCCGAUUGGGAGUUGGCCAAAGGAUAAGUACUACAAAAAAAUUGGCACGUGGACGAUCCUCCAGUAUGAGAGUGGCGGGUUUGAAGCUGGCGCUAUGGCAGUCUUGACGAGACAUGCCGGCUGGACGGAGCAAGAAGUAAAGAUUCUCGCUUCCCAAGCAAGAAGUGAUAUGCGAAAUCGUCGGAUUCAUGGAAUGUUCGAUUGUUACGUUGUCUACGGCCGUAAGCCAGAAUGA